This is a messenger RNA of Arabis nemorensis, 1848 nucleotides long. The record is from the annotation of a GenBank genome assembly. NCBI's taxonomy places the organism in Eukaryota, Viridiplantae, Streptophyta, Magnoliopsida, Brassicales, Brassicaceae.
AUGGCGUCGAGUUCAGCAUCAUCUUUAAUGGCAUCUAAAACUGUACUCUCCGAAACAGCUCUGUUUUUCUCCUCACAGAGAACAAUCAAACGGAGUUUCUUCUCAUUCACACAAGCUUCUCCUUCUGUUAAAUCCCUGAGAACAAGAUCUUUAAAUGCCACUAAGUUCGACCAAGUAACCAACAGUCUCGACGAAGACAUGGACCAGAUUCGACGGUUACAGAACGGUUCUGACGUGAGAGGAGUCGCAUUGGAAGGAGAGAAAGGCCGAACGGUUGACCUAACGCCUGCAGCUGUUGAAGCAAUUGCAGAGAGCUUCGGAGAAUGGGUUACGGCAACGGAAAGUAGCGGAAAUGGUGUCAUUAAGGUUUCUCUCGGACGGGACCCACGAGUUUCCGGUGGGAAGCUAAGCACGGCCGUUUUCGCGGGUUUAGCUCGUGCAGGCUGUUUAGCUUUUGACAUGGGUUUAGCUACUUCUCCUGCUUGCUUCAUGAGCACGUUACUUCCUCCAUUCGAAUACGACGCUUCAAUUAUGAUGACGGCGUCUCAUUUACCGUAUACAAGAAACGGUCUCAAGUUCUUUACGAAGAAAGGAGGAUUAACUUCUCCUGAAGUGGAGAAGAUAUGCGAUUUAGCCGCUCGAAAAUACGCAAAUAGGCAAACUAAAGUCUCUACAUUGAUUAAAACUCAACCCAAGCAAGUCGAUUUCAUGAGCGCUUAUUCUAAGCACCUUCGAGAAAUCAUUAAAGAGAGAAUCAAUCACCCUGAACACUACGACACUCCUCUCAAAGGAUUCCAGAUAGUAGUGAAUGCGGGUAAUGGGUCAGGGGGAUUCUUUACGUGGGACGUUCUAGACAAGUUAGGAGCCGAUACAUUCGGUUCUCUGUAUCUUAACCCAGACGGGAUGUUCCCGAAUCACAUUCCUAAUCCGGAAGACAAAACCGCAAUGUCACACACCAGAGCCGCGGUUCUUGAGAACUCAGCGGAUCUCGGGGUUGUGUUUGACACGGAUGUUGAUAGGAGCGGUGUGGUGGAUAACAGAGGAAAUCCGAUAAACGGAGAUAAGCUCAUUGCCCUUAUGUCAGCUAUUGUGCUUAAAGAACAUCCAGGAACUACAAUAGUGACGGAUGCAAGAACGAGUAUGGGGCUAACUAGGUUUAUAACAGAGAGAGGAGGAAGACAUUGUUUGUACAGAGUAGGUUAUAGAAACGUGAUCGACAAGGGAGUAGAGCUGAACAGAGACGGUAUCGAAGCUCAUCUCAUGAUGGAAACUUCAGGACAUGGUGCUGUUAAGGAGAAUCACUUCUUGGAUGAUGGUGCAUACAUGGUGGUGAAGAUCAUAAUUGAAAUGGUGAGAAUGAGACUCGCAGGAUCAAAAGAAGGUAUCGGUAGUCUGAUCGAAGAUCUUGAGGAGCCGUUAGAAGCGGUUGAGCUGCGGAUGAAUAUUUUGUCAGCGCCAAGAGAUGCCAAAGCAAAAGGCAUUGAAGCCAUUGAGACAUUUAGGCAAUUCAUCGAGGAAGGAAAACUAAAAGGGUGGGACUUGGAUUCAUGUGGGGAAUGUUGGGUGAGUGAAGGUUGCUUGGUGGACUCAAAUGAUCAUCCAUCUGCCAUUGAUGCUCACAUGUAUAGGGCAAAAGUGAGGGAUGAAGAGAGUGGAGAAGAGUAUGGGUGGGUGCACAUGAGGCAGAGUAUUCAUAACCCUAACAUUGCACUUAAUAUGCAAUCAAUGCUUCCUGGUGGAUGUGUCUCCAUGACAAGACUCUUCAGAGACAAGUUUCUGGAAGCUAGUGGGAUGGCUCGAUUCCUAGAUAUAAGUGACUUCGACAGUUACAUCGGAAGUCAAUCUUGA